AGCGUGCGGCCUGGAGCUCCUGAACUAUAUCUCCCAGGCGGCUUCGCGGAGGCCCCUGCGCAGUGUCCAGGGCCGCUGAAUAUACCUGAGUCUAUGCGAUAGGCAGGAGCGGUUGGAACGUGUGGUCGGGCAUUCGCCUGUCUCCCGGCCGCCGCGAUGCCGAUGAAAGGGCGCUUCCCCAUCCGGCGGACCCUGCAGUAUCUGAAACAAGGCGACAUUGUGUUCAAGAGCUCGGUCAAGGUCAUGACCGUGAAUUACAACACCCAUGGGGAGCUGAGCGAGGGAGCCAGGAAAUUUGUGUUUUUCAACAUUCCUCAGAUUCAGUACAAAAACCCCUGGGUACAGAUCAUGAUGUUCAAGAAUAUGACACCAUCGCCGUUUCUGCGGUUUUAUUUAGAUUCUGGUGAGCAGGUCCUGGUGGAUGUGGAGGACAAGAGCAACUCGGAGAUCAUGCAGCACGUCAAGAAGAUCUUGGGCAAGAACGAGGAAGUCCUCAAGAGAGAGGAGCUAGAGAAAAAAAAGCUUUCUCACCCAGCUAAUUUUGGACCCAAAAAAUAUUGCCUGCGGGAAUGUAUCUGUGAAGUAGAGGGACAGGUCCCCUGCCCAGCCGUUGUGCCUUUGCCCAAAGAGAUGACCGGCAAGUACAAAGCCACUCUGAAAGCCAGUGCUCAAGACUGAGGGUCCACCUGGAGGCUGGAAGCCAAAGGCCUUCAAGAGCAAGUGAUGGAGAGACACGUACUCACGUGGGCUCCCAGGUCUCUCUCCAGAGCUACCUCGUAUUCAGAAGGCCCCUGGCCCAAAGCUGGGACUAUAAGAAGACAAGGCGUGCCAGGGGAGGUUUGCAGGAAGACUGAAGUUUGCCAAUAAAAAACACUUUUUGUUGACUCUAAAA
Gracilinanus agilis (Agile Gracile Mouse Opossum) is the source of this 892-nucleotide messenger RNA. It is a transcript of the gene MRPS25, whose product is annotated as mitochondrial ribosomal protein S25. Gene Ontology annotation, molecular function: structural constituent of ribosome. The transcript is spliced from 4 exons. The record is from RefSeq and is a predicted model, not a curated record. Lineage: Eukaryota; Metazoa; Chordata; Mammalia; Didelphimorphia; Didelphidae. Gene Ontology annotation, cellular component: mitochondrion. The coding region runs from base 157 to 678 and encodes 173 amino acids.